This is a messenger RNA of Phascolarctos cinereus (koala), 324 nucleotides long. The record is from RefSeq and is a predicted model, not a curated record. NCBI's taxonomy places the organism in Eukaryota, Metazoa, Chordata, Mammalia, Diprotodontia, Phascolarctidae.
AUGGCUCUUAAAAAGCUCUCCAGGUUUCUAUCUCUUGUUCAGUCUGCAACUUCAGUGUAUUUUAGAAGGAACAUUGGUGUUACAGCUGUUGCAUUGAACAAGGAACUUGAUCCUGUUCAAAAACUCUUUGUAGACAAUAUUAGAGAAUAUAAAUCCAAGAGAUGGGCAGCUGAAGGAGGACCUGUUGAUAUAGGUCCUGAAUAUCAACAAGAUCUGGAACCUGAACUAUUCAAGCUUAAGCAGAUGUAUGGUAAAGCAGACAUGAAUACAUUCCCAACAUUCAAAUUUGAAGACCCCAAAUUUGAAGAAGCACCUAAACCCUAG